UCGAUCAGAUAUUUCAACAAGUGGUCGCCGUGCAAAACAGCCCGAGUGGUAAAGUCAGACUGCUCCUGCUAAGUGAAAGUGCUAAAUUUGAACAAACACAUUCAGUUUAUUCAGUGCAAAUACCGUGGUCAAUAUUAUGGUUUUUUCAUGUUGUGAUCAAGUUUUCUGGCGUUGAAAUUUUUUUCCAAAUAAAAUCAUUUACGAGAACAUCAAUAUAUUUUUUAUUCAAAAAAGCCAAAAAAGAAAAUCGGAUUUUCCGCCAAAACUUAAAUUCAAUCAACGAGCCGAUUUGUACGUUCAUCAAUUGAUUUGGGAUUCUACGCAUUGACCGCAUUUUUGGCGUGCUGUAUAGACAAAUUCAACGAAAAAAAAAACCAUUCUUGCGAACAUAUUUGCAAGCAUGGAUUUAUUGACUUUUCUGCGUGUAAUUGUAUUAGUUACAAAUGGUGUUUAUUGCUUCGUUCCCCGCGGCGACAUGGAAUCAUCAGCAACCAAAGCAAUAACACUUCCAAUACAACCACAAAUCGCUCAAGCCAAUGACAUAUCCGUUUAUGACCCCGGAGUCGGUGCGGACAGAUUAGGCGAAGACAUAUUCAACAGUGAAGUGGAAGGCGAUGUAGCUGAUGAUUUCACUGUGAAUGGAAAUAAUUUGGAUGUGAGUCGAAUGCUUGAAAAUCUUCGAGAAGAGAUUAAAUUCGAUGAGAGCAUUGCGAUGAAGUCCGCCAUGUUGCUUCGGCUACUUGAGGCAACAUCGACAAAGUCUCCAUUACCGGUUCUGUACGUCGAAGGUGAAGUUGAUGAUCCAGUAGAUGAUGAUUUACCGAUGAACAAGCGAAGUGGCCGAUACUACCGACGGUAUCCGUGGAAACGACAAAACACACGGUCAAGAACAAGAUACGAGUCUGAAUCGAGGUACCUCUGCGUGCCGAGUCGUGAAGAUGUAUUCAAAUUAUUGGUGGGAUUACAUGAGAAUCGAAAUGGAAACAAUCACAAAACAGUUCAUUUUUGCAACCGAAAACGUCCCGCCAAGGCUAUAUUCACCAACAUUCGAUUUUUAGGAUAAACAUCCAGUCAAAGUUCCGUUAUAGUUUUGAAAUUGUUACGAAAAGUGUACGAUGACCAUGUGUGCGGAAAAAAAAAUAAAGAGACAGAGCUUUCGUUUUACUUCAUUUUGUUUGUAAACAUUUAUGUUUCAUUUGUAUUUUGACUAAUGUUUUUGAAAAGUAAACACAAAUAUUCUAAUGUAUUCAAACUCUAUACAGCUUUCAAAACUAAAAUAAUUGUAACUAAAUAAACUCAAUGUGAAAAUAUAUCUAAAAAAAAUAUGUAUUAAAACAGUUAUAAAAAGUUUGCUGUAGGAAUUUCUUGUCGCGCAGUUAAAAAAAUAUAUAUGAACUAUUUGUAAUGCCGAACAAAUCAAUUGCAAAUGAAAUUGAUUUCGGCAACAAUUUUAUCUUAUCAUAUUCAAAAUUUAUCGCACAUUUGAUCAAUAUUAAUCUAUUUAAAUUUAUUCAAAUAAAAACUGAACAACUCAAAACCUGUACGAAAAAUAAAUUUGAAAUGAAAUCGAUAGGACGGAUAGUGUUGCAAAUGAUUUGGAGCCAUUUCAAAUGUGUUGAGACGUAAAAAAAAAACAAGGGAAUAAUCAUUCACUAUUUUCGAGGGAAGUACAUUUACAUUGCAAUUAACCACAUCAACCAUUCCAAAUCUUUUCAUCGGGAGCAGAAAAAUAAAAUUAAAAUUAUACAUAAUUCAAAUGAAAACCAUACCACAUAGAUUUAUUAUCAGUUGUUGUAAAUACAUUUUCGACAUUAGUCUACUUC
Messenger RNA from Sitodiplosis mosellana (orange wheat blossom midge), 1823 nucleotides. RefSeq lists its product as uncharacterized. The transcript is spliced from 6 exons. Bases 401 to 1063 code for a protein of 220 amino acids. The record is from RefSeq and is a predicted model, not a curated record. NCBI's taxonomy places the organism in Eukaryota, Metazoa, Arthropoda, Insecta, Diptera, Cecidomyiidae.